This is a messenger RNA of Naegleria gruberi, 1698 nucleotides long. RefSeq lists its product as uncharacterized. Gene Ontology annotation, cellular component: cytoplasm. The record is from RefSeq and is a predicted model, not a curated record. Gene Ontology annotation, biological process: protein phosphorylation. The transcript has a single exon. Lineage: Eukaryota; Heterolobosea; Eutetramitea; Acrasida; Naegleriidae. Bases 258 to 1676 code for a protein of 472 amino acids. Gene Ontology annotation, molecular function: protein serine/threonine kinase activity; ATP binding.
AAACUUCAUACCCCCCAAAAGCUUCCCUGCCUUUUUGCAAGCGGGAACAAGGAACUAAAUUGAACCUGAACAAACUGCAAAUUCACAAAUUAACUAGAAAAACCUUUUGGAUUAAAAUACGAGAAUUGUUUGAACAUCAAACUCACUCUUGAUUGUUACUUUUUGAACAAUGCUAAAUACUUCAUAGUUAUUCUCUUCUUUUCCAAUCUCUCUCACAACUUUGUAAACACUCCGAACGAUAACUCUCUCCAAUAGAAAUGAAUCCACAAAACAAUAACUUAUUUGAUAAUAAUCCAUCCACACCAUCCACUCCAACCUCCUCCUCGAGGAAAGCCAAUGGUAACAGAUACCGUCCAACUAAUCUCAUAAUUCCAAGUGUAAUAGAUGAAAACCAUGUUGUAACGGUGACUUGUUUAACAAACAAUAGCUCUGUCACUAGUCACGGUAAUGCCUCAAUGACUCCUUGUGAAAGUUGUCAUUCGAGUUGCCUUUCUAGUGUUUCCUCUCCUUCUCAAACUCCUUUUGUACAAACAUCCACGCUUCUCAAUCAACAUGAGAAGGAAUUCUACAACUCUAUGGGUUUUGAACUGGUAAAAUCUUCGGUAGCCAAAGGAAUUACAAGUACCGUUAAUUUGGUGAGAAGAAUUGCUCCAUUUUCAAAUUGCACUGAAGAAGAAGUUGUUGAACAAGAAUGUGGUGGAGAAGCUGCUGUUUCCUCAAUUCCAACCUCCUCGUCUGGUUCCUACUCUAAACCAGAUCAAUAUCCAAUCUCUAAUUCAUCCCUCUCCCCUGAUAACGAAGACUCCCAGGAAUCUCUCUACGAAGAAUCAACUCUCUUCGCUGAAAAGGUUAUUAGUCUCAAUUCUGAACAUACCAAUCACUCACUGACAGACAUUGAGCGUGAAGAACGUUGCUUAUUAAAGUGUACUUCUUCACCUUACAUUGUCAACUUGUACAAAUCAACUCGAUCAAGCAAGUACCAUCACCGUUUCUUCUUGGAAUACAUUGAUGGGUGUACAAUUGCAGAUUUAAUAGAAUCAAGAAGAGAUGCCAUUUGUGAGAAGGAACUUGCCUUGAUUGCUCAACAAUUAUUACGAGCUUUAGUAUUCCUUAAAGAGAAAGGAUUACUUCACAGAGAUAUUAAAAGCGAGAAUAUUAUGCUCUGUAAGAAUGGUUGUGUCAAGUUGAUAGACUUGGGACUUGCCAUCGAAUUGGACCAAGUCAAUAAUAACCGAGUUACUUCACCUCAUUCCAGUUCUACCUCUACAGAACCAGAGUCAGUUAUCACAAAAGGUACCUACUCAUUCAUGUGCCCUAACAAAUUACUAACUGGCAAGGAAAGUUUUGAAAGCGAUUUAUAUAGUAUGGGAAUGACUCUUUUGGAACUCUUCCUUGGUCAUUUACCUUUCGAAUUUGAUCAACAAGCAAACACUGAUAGUUCAUUCCCAUUGGCAGACAUUGUAUCAUUCGAUAUCGAGGAAUAUUGCAUGCCUCUUGUUGAAUCUGGAAGAAUGAGCAAUGAAUUGAAACAUUUUUUGACUUUGUGCAUGAACAGGGAUUGUGAAAUGAGACCACACGUCCAUUCAUUACUUUCUCACCCAUUCCUUUCUCAUACCUUUGAAAUGAGUCAUUCUGAAUUGUGUAUUUGCUUGAAAAGGCUUUUUACAGAGCGAUGAAAUAAAACUCAAAACAAUUCUC